Messenger RNA from Cucurbita maxima (winter squash), 1331 nucleotides. RefSeq lists its product as uncharacterized. The record is from RefSeq and is a predicted model, not a curated record. The coding region runs from base 234 to 908 and encodes 224 amino acids. The transcript is spliced from 2 exons. Lineage: Eukaryota; Viridiplantae; Streptophyta; Magnoliopsida; Cucurbitales; Cucurbitaceae.
UUCUUCCCUAUUCUCAGCCACUCUCCUCCGUGGCGCGUGUUAAAUCCUCAAUCAGACGGCCCACAAUCUCCGGUCCGUCACCACCACUUCGCUAAUGUGCGCCAUUCUUCAUCUUCUUCUUCUUCUUCAAUCUUCCUCUCUCUCUAAAAUCCCCCUUUUACAGUCAGAUCCCUUAUUUUUCCCAAACUGUAAACUCCAUUAUUGCGAAGCUCCCAUUGGGCUCUCUCUAUAACAUGCGCAAUCUUCUGGUUCCGACCACCGCCAUGCCUCCGUCCUCAAUUCUCUCCUCAUCGUCGUCAAUUCCCAAAUCCAAGACUUCUGCAAACCCUAACCCUAGCAAUUCUCUUCUCUGUAAACAUUCGCCAUCGGCAACCCUUGACCUUCUUAUUCUCAUUCUUGUUCUCUUUUCUGGUACCUUCCUUGUAACGUCAUAUUUCUCCUACAUUUUCAACUCUCUGUCGAUUCUCUUAUCGCAUUCAGCCCCGCAGCUUCCUCAAUUUCCGUUUCCGUUUAUUGCUGGGUUUUUGUUGUUCUUCUGUGUGACUAUUGGCGUGUUUGAGAUUUGUUGUGGCGCCAGAUCGAGGAAAUGCGCGAAGCCGGGAUGUAAAGGGUUGAAAAAAGCUAUGGAGUUUGAUCUGCAAUUGCAAACGGAGGAGUGUGUGAAGAAUGGGUCGAAGGAGAUAGAUAAAUUGCCGUGGAAAGGUAGUAAUGUGGCCAAUCCGGAUUAUGAGUGCUUGAGGUCCGAGCUGAGGAAGAUGGCACCACCCAAUGGCCGAGCUGUUCUGCUCUUCCGGGCGCGCUGUGGCUGCCCCAUCGCGAAGCUUGAAGGCUGGGGGACUAAGCGUGGGCGGCGGCAUAAGAAGGUUCUGGCAACACUGGAUCUUAAUGGGGGAGGAGAUGAUCACUGAUCGUCGAUAGUGACUUCGCUGUCGAGAAGACCUUCCAGAUAUCUUACUUUCUCUUCCCAUCAUUUUACUUAAUUUUAGAUGCUCUUUCUGAAACAUAUGGAUGACUAGAGCUUUCUUUUAUAAGAACAUAUACUAUAUAACACAGUGGGUAUUCAUUGCCAGAAACAGGCUGCACUAUCCUGGGAGAUUCUUCCUCGCCCAUGGAAAUGGAAAUAUAUACCGAACUUACUGCAAAUAAAACCACAGACUAUGAUAGUUAUAUCUCCUGCUCCAUCUUGCAAGUGUGAUGGGAAGAUUAUUUUCUUCUUUUUCCCUUAUAUUUUCUCUCUUUUGAUCUAUUUAGUGGUUCUCUGCCCAUGUAGAUGGGGUUGAAAUAACACUAAUAUAGCUUUAGUUGUACAGUAAUGAGUCGUUAAAAAUCGA